GUGAGAGUCACGUGGGGUCCACUCCGAGAGAGGACGGCGCUCCGGCAUGGACCGACUCGGCCUGGGAGCAGGCCUGCCCGCUGAAACUGCUUCGCCUUAUGAUACUUCGGAUCUUAUUCCAAGCAUUGCAGCAAAUUCCAAGAAGCUCUUGUUAAAGAUCUCCAGCAAGGACUCAAUUGUGAAGGCAUGCCUGCAACAGCAGGAAGAACAUGACAGAAAAGUGAAGGAAGAAAUCCAUUCUUACUUCAACAGUGUAAAGGUUGUACAUGAGCAGCAUGAGAAGGCCUUCAUCCAGUGUGUGGACCAGAUCCACGGAGAAGGCAAACAGGAUUAUCAUACCCUUGAAGAUCGCCUUGCAGAGGCUGAGAAAACCCUUCGUGAUAUCAUUGUGGAAUGUGAUCUCAUUCAGAAAGCUGAGCCUUUCCCUGCCAGACUAGGACAAGAGCUUGUUUCAAAGUACAUGGAAGCUCAAAGAAGCAUCAAGGGCUGGGAACCUCCACAGAAAUAUCUGAAGUUCAGGUUUGUUGGCAAGAACCUGGGAGUUGACCUAUCCAUGGAACAGUAUGGCUUCAUGGCCUUUACAGACAUCCUUCCUGAAGACUUGUGCCUGACAGAGAAUCUGAGGGAGCGUAUCUCAGCUAUCCCCUUCAAGGUCACCAUUCAGUCAUGCAAGCCAGUGGAUCAGGAGCUGUUCAAAUACCUUGUUGGAGAGGUUCAGUAUCCCAAUGGUCGGAGCACUGUCUUGGAUUUGGAAUGCUGUCAGGGGAACACAAUCAAUGCAGUUGUCACUCCUGGUCAACAAGGAAUACCGUUGACUCUAACUGCUGCAACAACUGACAUGGACCAAACAAGUCAAGAUGCACUAAGUUCUGCAACAACCUCAAAAGCUGAAGCUAGAUCUAAAUUGUACAGGAAGUGGUCAAUAUCAGCAGAUGUUGAUGGUGGUAGCAAAGUCAAUGCAGAGCUUUCACCACCAGGUCCUUCUCAAAAAGUGUCCUUCUCUGCCCAGGAACUUGGAGCAAGAAGAAUGAGGAUUGCAACUUCUGAAGUGCAGAAGCGCUUGGGCAUGAGCAAUAGUUGCCAUCAGCAGCAAGCACCAGUCUCUCAGCUCCAACGAACACUUCUGCCCCAUUCAACAGAUAAUGCUUCCACCUCUCUGGGUCUAGAUGAGGGUUCCUCGGGGAGAUCUUCUUCAUUGAGUACAUCUACUCAAGCAUUGACUCAACCCUCAGCCCCUGAAUCAUCAUUGGAGUCCUUAGUUCCAGCUGAAGUUGCUACAAAACGGAAGCGUUAUUAUGUUGCUGGUCCAAAUCCUUCUGUUUGUCAACCAGCACGUGUUGAUCUAUCUGGUGCAAAUGCAACACCCUUUUCUGAAGUCCCAUCUGGUGAUCAUCUCCAACGCUCAUCCUCUCCAGAUGAGCUCAUCAGAAUCAUUCACCGAAAGCCACACGAUGGAAUUGGAGGUGCACCUAAAUUCAGUGCAUGUGAAUUGGGUGGAAUUAAGAAGGAAGAGGGAACUCCAUCUUCAGCUGCUGGUGAUGAAAGGCAGUGGGAAUCAUGUGCCAGCACUGCUCCUGUGAAAUUGACUCUUUCAGAUAUGGUGUCAUUAGAGAACCCAGUCUGCUCUUUAACUCCUGAUAUAGCGAGAUCAAUUGGCAUUGCUGCUGAGAACAGACAUAAUGAAGGAAACAUGGCUCAUAUGUCUCAAAAGCAGAAGGAAUUGGAUUGUAAUUCUUCAAAGAGCAGCAAAGAAGUUGCCAGGAAUGUGACCAACACAUCAGCAUCUACCAAGGAUACAAGGGAGGUUACGCAACUUGAACCCAAGACAAGAGAACUGAGAAAGCCAGAGAACAUUCAGCUUAAAGAGGAAGAAGUGAAACCUCCUGAGCCCAAUGGGAAUGCUAAAGGGAGGACGGUGAAACAGCCAGAGCAACGUAGGAAUGUCAGAGAGAGGAUAAGAUGGCCAGAGAGACUUGUCUCACGCAAUAGUCCCUAUCUGUUCACCAUAGAAGCCUUGCUAUCAGCCAAAAGGACCAGCAGCAUUCAGGGAAGACUCAUAGGAAUAAUUGGUGGAGGACAAGACUCAUCCCAUGGUGCAGAAGAAUUAGCUGACCUGGAUCACCCAAUAGGGGUUGAGAUCACAUCCAAGGGGAACAUUAUUGUAGCAGACACGGGGCAUGAUUGCCUGAAGCUCUUUCAGAACACAGGAAAGCUCAUACGAGUUGUGAAUCAACCAAAGUCAGCUUUGCGACGGCCAUCUGCCAUCACUAUGGUCUGGGAGAACACCUUCGCCAUUCGAAGUGAUUGGGAUGUGAGUUACUUCACAUUGGAGGGAGAGUACAUUGCAGGAGUCCGGCCAUCAGAUCUGAAAAAGCCAUUUGGUCUCACCAAGGAUUCCAGGGGAAAUCUUGUGACAAUAGAUGUUCAGUAUUCAGGCCCCCUUUUGUGCUUCAUUGAUCGUGGACUCGUGACGAAGCGGGUCCCCCUCGAUGUUUCGUUCAAUAAUAUGACCUGGUUACGAUCCAAACCCCGGUUUCUGACUUGCCACUAUGAUCCCAUAACCGACAGAAACUUCUUUGCCAUCGUGGACCUUGGGGUGGACCAAGUCUUGUUGGCGGAUGAAUGUGGCACAGUUUACAACAUCAUCGGAAGGACCGGACAAGGAAUUGGACAGUUCCGAGACCCUUCGGGUGCCACUUUUGACCCUUCUGGGCACUUACUUGUUGCUGACAGUCGAAAUCAUCGGAUUCAGGUGUUCCGACCAGGCGGAGGUUUCCUCACCGUGUUGGAGCUGGACGUGCCGCCCAACAGACCGUCUGGCAUCGCCCUCAGCGACGAGGGAGUCCUGGCCGUGGCCAACUACUGGGGCAACAGCGUCCACCUCUACCAACUCAUGUGAAUCCUCGCUCCAACCCUCUCUGUCUCUCUUCCGUCCUCUUGCUUUCUAUUUCUAGUGCGUUCUGGCCUCGAGUGAGUGAAUCGGUCGAGUCAAGGCGCAGCGAAAAGUACUGUUUCGUUUCUUAAGACAGGAGAGUCACGGGACCGGCUCGGAAUUUGAGUGGCCCCUUCCAUUUUUGGAUAGGGCCAAUUAAAUUUCUGUCAGAGGCGGAUGACGGUUGCUUUGCAUCUUGAUAGAAUCUCCAUGGAGUACCAAAAUGCUGAUCUCAAUUAAGCUAUUCCGAUAAGAAGUGGAACCAUCCCAUUUGCUUUACCAGUAUACCUCAUUGAUCAACAUGGUCCAUUCAAGUAGGACUGCAGUCGCUCCGGAAGCAUUCCAGCUCCUACGGCGAGCCAUGGGUCUUGGGAGUUUUGCAUAUCGUCCGCGACUCCAAGUGAUUAAUUAAUUCCUUUUGCAAGGAAGCGAAUAAAUUAUUUCCCCUUCAUGUAAUGUAAGUAGUUAGGGAGGGAAUUUUUGUUUAAACUGGAAUCUUGUUUCCACGUCAUCUUUGCCCCUGCAUUGGAGGUUACCCUCAUGUGACAGCCUAAAGAAAUGCCAGAGAGUCGUCACGGCGACCCUCGGCAACUUCUCGCGCUUCUAGACGGCCGAGACUCGACACGAAAUCCCUUAUCUGUGUUAGUGAAUCCGGUAGAGCCUUUCCAGUCGUUGAGACCGGGAAUGCUCGUUGUUGGGAUCGAGUGAAAUGGUCAGGGCAUCUCCAGUCGUCGAUCUGUUUGUGUGAUCUGCUUGCUCAGUCGAGAAAAUCCAACGUCUUGAUGCUACUGUGCUAUGAACCAGUGGGUCUGGCAGCGAAAAACUCAAUCGUGAUUCUUUCCACGCGCUCACCCGUGGCUCACCGUGAGCUUUGUAAAUUCAGUUCCCGCCCCCUCCGUGCCUAUUUGUCUCGUAGUUACGUAUGACUUCUCUCUCGAUCGCUCGUCCCGUUCGUGUGUCUUUCGGAUCGUUUGGAGGAUGAGAGUCUCGGUGCGGAGGGCUCGUCGGUCGAGAGGUCUCGGGCGCGUUCGGUUCGUUCUU
Molecule: messenger RNA, 3973 nt
Organism: Darwinula stevensoni
Lineage: Eukaryota; Metazoa; Arthropoda; Ostracoda; Podocopida; Darwinulidae
Source: the annotation of a GenBank genome assembly